This is a messenger RNA of Prorocentrum cordatum, 4957 nucleotides long. The record is from the annotation of a GenBank genome assembly. Lineage: Eukaryota; Dinophyceae; Prorocentrales; Prorocentraceae.
GCGCGACGACGCCAGGCAGGGCAGGAUGGCAGUGUCGGCAGGAGCCAAGAAGGCGGGGACCGACGCGCUGCGGGCCGCUGGUGCUGACGUUACGGACGACGACGUCGCGAGCCUCGUCCUGAAGGUGAGGGCGACGCUGAACGCGGGGCGGGCCCCCCGUUCGAAGCUGGACGAGGCAAGACGACUGGAGGCAGCGCUGGACCCGGUGGCCAUCCGCCUGGCGCUGGGGAGCCCGGAGGUCCCGGGCUCUGAGAUGGCCGAGGCCCUCUGGGGGUUCACUGAGGCCGCCACGUACGCCACGCAGGCGGAGAGCCGGAUCAGGAGAGUGGCGGCCGAUACCGAUGGCUGGGAGAGGAUCGCGGAUCGGAUCUGGGCCCGUGCAGUCGGCGACGACGGCGGCACGCUGCCCACCGACUGGCUGCUGCACCUGGGCAUAGGGCUCCUCCUGUCCAGCCUGGUGGUGGUGCUUGGGGCCGACUCCGGGCGGCACCGCCUGGCAGGCGCAGCUGUGGGGCUGUGUGGCACCGUCCUGCUAGUACGGCGCGUGCCCGAGCGUGUGGUUGCCUGGUGGGCACGCUGGAGGCGGCGCUCGGCCUUCGCCGCGGCGCUGAGGAGCGGCGGGGACGGCCUGGACCUGACCGCCGCCGAGGACGACUGCGCGGCCUGGGACGCGAAGGGGGCCCCGACGACCAAGGGGGGUGGCGCGGGGGCCACGGAGGUUCCUACUGGCCCGCUGCACCCCCCGGGGCUGGCAGCGCUGCCGCCGUCGCCGUGGGCCCCACCUGCCGAAGGCGUGGGCGGGGGCGCCCCGCCAGCAAAGCCCGGCGCGCAGGACCUGGCGGCGCUGCGGGCGUUCGGCCAGGGGUCCGAGGUGCCAGGCCCCUUCAGCCAGACGGCGGCCCUGCAGCAGCAGCAGCAGCAGCAGCCACAGCCGAGCCCAGAGGUAGGCGUGCCAACGUCGGGGCUCAGCUUCCACGCGCCCCAUGCUCCUGCAGACGCGGUGAAGCUAGGGCGCGAGGUCCAGAUGGUGGGCGCCACGCUGCGCGAGUUCCAGGCGCAGGCGGCCACGAACGUGUACUGGGCCUGGCACUUCUGGGAGAGAAUCGCGGCGGUGGAUGGCUCCAUGGGGCUGCAUCCUGACCUCCGUCGCGUGCUGCAGACCCACGGCUACGUGGGCGCAGGAACGAAGUCCCCGCCAGGUGGUUCGCUGCAGCAGGAGCUGGACGCGCUGCUCUCCUCCGCCACAGCGCCGCACGGCGGGGGCAUGCACGCCUCCCCUGGGUGGGCCGUGGCCCCGGUGACCCAGCAGCAGCAGGAGGACAGCCGAUGGAACCUCAGCCUCCCGCCGGACCUGCGGCGCGCGGCGCCGGAGAUCUACCGCACCAUGCGGGGCGCUGGGGCGGCUAGCGCUCGCGACUGGCUGUCGCAGGAAGUGACGGGCCAGCGACACACGGCAGUCUGGACCGACCUGUGGACUGCCGCCACCAACGUGGACUACUUGCUGGGCGGGUGCAGGACCCAGUCCGAGCUGCUCACCCGCCUGGCGUCCGACGAUGCGCUGGAGCUGCACCUGAGGCGGUUGGCGAGCUACGUCUACGAGAUGCGGACGAAGGACAAGGUGGGUGCGGCGGCCAUGCUGGCCGUGCGCCCGCCCGGGUCGGCCGCCGACUUGGCUCCCACAUGGCUGGUGACCGAGGCCACGACCCACAGCAAGGCUGAGCGCCAGCGUGACGAGAGGGUCCACGCCGCCAGCAAGCACGACAACCGAGGUGCCCCGCGGCCGCGGGUGCAGCCUAGAAUGCCAGUGAUGGGUUUGCCUGGCUCGCUGACGCGGGCCCUGCAGUGGAAGGAGGCCGAGGCCAGGUUGAGGACGCGCUGGGCUCGGCGCAUGCGUGUGUGGCGUCGGGCCUGUGGGCUCAUCGAGCUCAUGAACGGGAUGGACCGCGGAUCCCUGGGGGCGAGACCAGCGGGCCAGCGUGAGCCGAGCAACGACGACAUGAUGCUGGCCUGGCAGCUCGUGCAGCAGUAUGCGUUACAGGACGCAGCGCGGUACGAGCGCGACUGCCGGGGGCUUGCCCCGACAGGCGGUCAAGGGACGGAUCUUGCCUGCGACCGAGGACCGCAGGAUGCCUACACAGGAGAGCGCAAGGGUGUGAGCAGGCAUGUGAUGAUGUGCGCCGCGGCAGUUGCAGAACCCCCCGACGACGUGGUCGUGGACCUGCUGGAGGCGCUGCCUGACGGCGAGCGCCAGUACUACUCGGACGAGCUGAACGUUCUGGACUACAGCGGCAAGGCGCUGCUGGGCGUGGGCGCUCGCUUGGGGGCGCUCGCGGGCGCCGCGGAGCCCGCCGAAGGCGGGGCCAGCGGGGCGCCGCGCGCCUCGCCGCCCGAGGACGGGGGGCUGGAGGCGGACGACCUGGGGGAUGCCGGACCUGAGGACGCUCAGCAGCAUCGCUACGACGACGACUGGCUCGGGCAGCAGUCCAGCUGCCGUGCCGCGCCGCCUAGCCCGUCGGGCUACAGCGUGGCGGAGUGGCUAGAGGCGGUGAGGCGGGCGAAGCGGACGGCCGAGGGCAAGUUGGCCGACGGCACCUUCCGCACGAGCCCGCUGGCCCAGUACCCCGAGGGGAUGUGCGAAGCGCUGGGCGCUUUGAUUGUCCAGACCCUGGCCAUCUUCGAGCAGACCGGUCUGGGCGGCGCCGGGUGGCGAAGGCCGCCGGAGGCCGACAGGUCGGUCACUGCCUGGAGCUCGCGGAGCACUACGGCACCAGCGGUGGCCGUGCGGAACGAGGACGUGCUUCGCGGCCGUGGGCUGGUGCUGGACGGGCCGCAGAUGGCCUUCUACCUGCGCGUCGACGACGGGGUGGUGAUGGCCGGUGGCAGCGGCUGUGGCCCACGGGCCACAGAGAAGAUGCACCAUCUCGCGGAUGCCCUGGCCGAGGCCGGCUUCGUGGUCACCGACCGCACGGAGGCUAGCGACAUGCAGAAGGUGCUGGGCUACGCGCCACAGGCGCGCCCAGCGCAGCUGCGCUUGCCCCCGAAGAGGGCGCGGGAGCUGGUGCGGCAGCUGGAGGAGAUGGGCGCCACCCGCACCCUCCACACCGAGGAGCUGCGCUCGCUCUUGGGGGUGUGGAUCUGGGGCGCCCUGCUUCGGAGGGAGCUGCUAUGCAUACCCAGCGCCGUCUUCAGGCUCCUGGAGAGGCACCCGCACCAGCGGGUGUGUACCUGGGCGACCGUCCGCAGGGAGCUGCGAGCUAUGGCGCAGGUAGUCCCGUUGAUGUACGCCGACCUGGGAGCCCCGCCAGCCCCCGUGUAUUUCGCGGCGGACGCCAUGGGCGCCAACGUGGAGGACGACGGCGGCUGGGGCAUACUGGUGACCGACAUGAGCGAGGACAUCGCGAAGGACUUCAUCGACACGGGCGGCAGCUUGGGCUACACCGUGGCGCGGCUGGACGGCGAGCUCACUGGACUGCGACGGCCCGAGCAGGUCAUCCGACGGACGAAGCCCUUCAGCCUCCUGCCGGAUCGCGUGUUCAAGCCCGACGAGGACUGGACGAUCGUGGGCGCGGGGAGGUGGCGGACGGCCGACCACAUCACGCUGGGCGAGGGGCGCUGCGUCGUGAAGAUCAGUAGACUGGCGGCCGCCACUCCGGCCCUCCACCGCACCGUGCUGCCGAUCCUGGAGGACAACCAGCCAGUCUCAGGCGCGGUAUGCAAGGGCAGGAAGCUGGACAGCACUUCUGUUGAGAAGGUUAAGCCGCACACCCUGGCGGCUUACAGGGCAGCGGCUAUGAAGUUCGUGACCUACCUGGACGAGCACGGCUUCGUCCCCGACGGGCCCGAGCAGUGGGACGACCUGCUUGUCGAGUACAAGAACGACAUGCAGAUGACCAAGUGCAAUUUCGAGUACGCCGUCGCGGCGGUGGACAUCAAGGAGGCAGGACGGUGGCUCACGGAGUCCAGCCUCCGCAUCUACGUGGACGUUGUCACCGCCUCCAGGGUCCUGGCUCAGGCUGAGCAGCGAGGAAUCGCACCGCUCAUCCGCGAGGCGGCCGAGAAGCUGCCCAACUACUUCCCGGAGGGCAUCUUCGGCGAGGGUCAGGGCAUCCAGCAUGCCGCCAGCGGGCUGGCGCAAGGGCCAGGACGGCUCCUGGGUGCUGCCUGCGGAGGGAGUCCCUCCAGCGCCGCUGGCGGGGGGCCGCCGGGUGGCCUCGCCAGCGCCCCGAGCGGCGCCAGCCCAGCCGCCUGCGCCAGCACUAGGUGGUGCGGACGAUCAACCUCGCGAGGAGUGACGUGGGCGGCGGUCGCCGCGAUGCUGAUCGGGUGGCGCUACAUGGCUGGGCCGCUGACCCACGUCGGGACCAUGAUGGGCGUCGUGGCCAGCGUAUCUGUCUCGGCAGGCAAAGUGGUCGACAGCAGCCUUGGGGCAGUCAUCACGGCGGCACAAGGCGUGUCAGACUUCGCCGUGACGUCGUCCCGCAGCUCGGCGAGCCUCCUGCAGGAGGCCUGGCGCGGAGUGGACAUCACCAACCUUCACGUCCGCCAGCGCCAUGCCGAGCGGCUCGCGGACGACCCCGAGAUCUUGCAGGACUGGAUCCAGCGCGAGUUCCUGACAGGCGAGCCCCGACCGCCUGGAGCCGAGCAGGUCGCCACCGCGAUCGCUGAGGCUUCGGUUACCAUACCUCACAUGUCGGAGAGAUGGCAGUUAAUGAUCUGGCCCAGUCAAUACCGCGAGCUGCACAUGACACUCGACCUGCUGCCGUCAGGUUUCUACGGAGUCCAUAUGGUCGAGCGAAUCGUGAAUUUCUCGGUCCAGUGGAGCAACCCAGUGUGGAGUAGCCUCGACUGUGACAUCAGCUCUGAGAGAGAUACAGUCGUGGCUCACAUCAACUCCACUUUGGCAGGGCUCCCGCUCCCCGAGAUCCGCUACAUGUCCAUGACUGAUCGUGAAAUCCAA